Hevea brasiliensis (rubber tree) is the source of this 1619-nucleotide messenger RNA. RefSeq lists its product as uncharacterized. Bases 339 to 1322 code for a protein of 327 amino acids. The transcript has 2 exons. The record is from RefSeq and is a predicted model, not a curated record. Lineage: Eukaryota; Viridiplantae; Streptophyta; Magnoliopsida; Malpighiales; Euphorbiaceae.
UGCUCAUAUCUCUGAGUUGUUACGAUUCAAUUUCUACACCGCUGUUUCAGACGCAUUCUCACAAGUUCACUUUCAUACUUUAAUUUCUAAUAUUGAAAUCUCUAGUCCGAGCCCUUAGUCUGUCCAUUGCUCAAAUUAAAAAUAAGAGAUUGCUAUGCAUUAUGAGCUACAUGCACAUGGGUCUCCUGCCCCACAUGAGCCUCCCAAGUCAAUCCCCCAUUUGUUGUGCAGCGGCUUCCAGUAGAUAGCAGAAUAUAAAGAAAAAUAUAUCACAAGAACCAACUAUCCCAUGUGUUUCGUUCUGUGCAGUAGAUUCAGAAAUUGUGCAAAAAACAACAAUGGAUUGUUUUGAUGAUGACCCUUUUGAGACAUCCUCUAGUAGGGAUGUAAAGGUGGAUGGUGUUCACCAGCUUUUGGAGGAGGGUUGGUUCUUUGGGAAACUGCUCACCAGGAAACCAAGAUCAUCUUUAAUGCUGAGGUGCUACUCUGAUCCUACUCCAAACUUUGAUCAAGCAAUUUUAGCAGAGAACAAUCCAUGCAUAGGGAAAGUUGUAGGUAAUUCGAUUCGUGAACCAUCAUUGCUGCCUUGUAUAGGCUGGAGAGAAGAGAAAAUUGAAGAGAAACAGCCGACCUGCAGGCAAUUAUCAGAUAAAGCUUCGGUACAACAGCCUAUCAAACCAACUACUUGUGCAGAAGGUAUUCAAGAGAAUAGAAGGAGCAAAGUGAUCACAGGGCAACCAUCAAAGCACAAAUUACUUAGAACACCAUCUCUACCCCCUUGUAUAGGUAGGAAAGAAGUAGAAGAAGAAGAAGAGAAUGAUGAUAACAUUACAAUGAGCAGAUUGAUUCGCCAAGCAAUGUCUCCUCGUCAUACUUCAAAGGGUAUGAUACAAAGUUCCAGCAUGCCAAGGUACAGCCCACCAAGAAACUGGAAGAUGCAAACCAUUGACACAGUUAAUGCUAACUCUAAACAAAAGAGGAAUCUUGGAUGUUCUAACCAAAGAAAUAUACAGAGAAGCCUAAGUAAUAUUGAAUCUCAAGAAGUGCAAGGGUUCAAGGACUUGGGAUUCACAUUUAACAAACAAGACCUAAACCCAAGUGAGGCUGGAAUUCUCCCUGGUUUGCAAGACGAGCAAAAAAAAAACCAAGAUCAUCAAGACCAUGACAAAGUGAGGAGGAGACCUCAUCUUUCUAAGGCAUGGCAUCUGCAAAAGCAAAGUUGUGCACCUCCAAUUCCCAUUUGGGCUCCCAAAAAUUCAGCACAAGAAAUGAAGGCACAACUCAAGUAUUGGGCUAGAGCAGUCGCCUCUAAUGUACGCUAAUCAAUUUUUUUUGGCCUUCUGGCAAUUCCUAACAUUUGUUGGACUUUUGAUGGGUGUAUGCUUCACAAAUGAGCUACUCUUGUCACCUUGUAUUAAGAGCAAACUUGCAAGAACUGGAGGAAUGCCUUAGAGGAUUGAAGAAAUAACAAUUCCUGUUGAUUUUUAAGUCUGUAUUUUUCUAAUACUUGAGGGAUUCAAUAAUCUGUAACAAUAACAAUAAGUCCUUUUUAUCAUUUGAUUUGCAACAAUAAAACAUAUUCUGAUUUCAUAUUUCUCAUAAUUUUAUUGAUUUAGCCA